Messenger RNA from Cynoglossus semilaevis (tongue sole), 614 nucleotides. RefSeq names its product tRNA methyltransferase activator subunit 11-2 (gene trmt112). The transcript is spliced from 4 exons. The record is from RefSeq and is a predicted model, not a curated record. Gene Ontology annotation, molecular function: protein heterodimerization activity. Gene Ontology annotation, biological process: rRNA (guanine-N7)-methylation; peptidyl-glutamine methylation; tRNA methylation. Bases 132 to 503 code for a protein of 123 amino acids. Lineage: Eukaryota; Metazoa; Chordata; Actinopteri; Pleuronectiformes; Cynoglossidae.
GAGCUCAUUCUGUGACGCACACUCGGCAUUUCCGGUGCACAUGUAAACGCUGUAGCGUGAUUAAGUAAAAGUUAAAGACAAAGCGAGAUUUUAUCCUAACAUUACAGCUGUUAGGAUAAUAAAUCGUAAAUAUGAAGCUGCUCACACACAACAUGUUGACAUCUCAUGUAAAGGGAGUCACUAAAGGAUACCCGCUGCUUAUUAAGGCAAUCGAGGUAAAAGUGAAUGAGGUAGAGUUCAACCCUACCUUUGUGAGCAGGAUGAUUCCCAAACUGGAGUGGAGUGCUCUUGUCCAGGCUGCAGAGGAGCUCGGUCAUCGUCAAGACCUCCCUUCUGAGCUGGUGGCGGACUAUGAGAAUAAUGAGGAUUUUCUGAAGAAAGUGCACAGAGCGAUGCUUGAGGUGGAGGUGAUCGAAGGUUGUCUUCAGUGUCCAGAGUCAGGACGAGAGUUCCCCAUCUCCAAAGGAAUCCCCAACAUGCUGUUGAAUGAAGAAGAGGUGUAAACACCAGCUGAGCUCAUUUUACAACCUCGGCCUGAACUGUCACUCAAAUUAGAUUGUGGGGAAUCAUCGCAGAGAGGAAAGAGGUUGGACUCUAGAUUGGUGGUGCCAGGA